AUGGCAGAAACAGAGACAGUGACAGCGGACACGCUGCGCAGCCACUGGAAAACCCUCACUAUCAAGCCGGAGGCUUUUGAUAAUUGCUACAAGCACCCCGUCAACUAUCUCCUGAAGGAAAAUUACGAGAGGGUUUUGUAUUGCUUUGAAUGCGAUAGAAUUGAGUUUCAUGAUGAGAGAGGGAAAGUUAUCUGGUCUACUGUUGGGUCGGGUAUAAUGGAUCCCUUUCCGGUUGAUGUUCAGGUCUUCAUAGUUAAUGGGAAGAUACGGUUAAGGGAUAAGAUUUGA
Penicillium longicatenatum is the source of this 288-nucleotide messenger RNA. RefSeq lists its product as uncharacterized. The transcript has 2 exons. The coding region runs from base 1 to 288 and encodes 95 amino acids. The record is from RefSeq and is a predicted model, not a curated record. NCBI's taxonomy places the organism in Eukaryota, Fungi, Ascomycota, Eurotiomycetes, Eurotiales, Aspergillaceae.